AAUUCCAAACGCGCGCCACCAAAACCGGCCAAACGCGAGCCAGCAGCGCCCCGACCCCGACCUGGGACCAACACCAACAGCAUAAUUAGUAGCCGCAAUCCCCAAUCCGACGCCAACGCAAAACACAAGAGGGAAGCGACGCCCCGAUUCAUCCCCGAUUCCCACCUCGGAGCCUCGAUUCGAUUCCCCGUCGAAUUCCUCCUCGGAGUCUCGAUUCGAGACGCCGAUCCGAAGGGGGGAGGGAAGAGGAUGAGCUUCCAGGACCUGGAGGCCGGCCACGUCCGGGGGGCGCCGCGGAGGAACGGCCGGGCCGGGGCCGGCGGCGCAGGAGCAGGCGCAGGCGCGUCGCAGGCCGUGGCGUCGGGCGUGUUCCAGAUCAACACGGCGGUCGCCACGUUCCAGCGCCUCGUCAACACGCUCGGCACGCCCAAGGACACCCCCGACCUCCGUGACAGGAUACAUAAGACACGGCAACACAUAACACAACUAGUGAAGGAUACAUCAGACAAGCUUAAACAAGCUAGUGAGGCGGAUCAUCGUGUUGAAGUCAGCGCUACCAAGAAGAUUGCUGAUGCAAAGCUAGCUAAGGAUUUCCAAGCAGUCCUAAAAGAAUUCCAGAAAGCUCAACGGCUAGCAGUAGAGAGAGAAGCUGCAUAUGCACCUUUUGUUUCUCAAGUGGGUCUGCCACAGAGCUAUAGCUCAAGUGAGGUGAAUAAUGGUGCUGAUAAGUUGUCUGAGCAGCGCACGCAGCUUCUAGAAUCUAGAAGGCAAGAGUUGGUCUUCUUGGAUAAUGAGAUUGUGUUCAAUGAGGCCAUCAUCGAGGAGAGAGAUCAGGGAAUACAAGAGAUUCAGCACCAAAUUACUGAAGUAAACGAAAUCUUCAAAGAUCUUGCUGUGCUAGUCCACGAUCAAGGAGCAAUAAUUGAUGACAUUGACUCCCACAUAGAAAAUUCUGUUGCGGCGACUACACAAGCAAAAGGCCAGCUUUCGAAAGCUGCUAAAACUCAGAAGUCGAACUCUUCGCUGAUAUGCCUGUUGCUGGUUAUUUUCGGGGUUGUCCUGCUCAUAGUGAUAAUAGUCCUUGCAGCAUAGAACCUUGGGAGGCACCUGAGGCUCCAAAACCUGGUCGAGCUUAGCGUGAAGAAUUCCUUCAUAAGUUAUUUUUGCUGUGCAGUCAGGAAUGUAUCCUGGUUUCAGCCUGGAGGGGGUUGGCUUUCUGGUUGUGGUAUGUUGGUGUAUGUGGUGAUGUGUCUGGAAUGCAUGGUUUAUACAAGUAAUUUACUUCCUUCCGUGUCA
Phragmites australis (common reed) is the source of this 1296-nucleotide messenger RNA. Its product is annotated as syntaxin-22-like. Gene Ontology annotation, molecular function: SNAP receptor activity; SNARE binding. Gene Ontology annotation, biological process: vesicle-mediated transport; intracellular protein transport; vesicle fusion. Lineage: Eukaryota; Viridiplantae; Streptophyta; Magnoliopsida; Poales; Poaceae. The coding region runs from base 250 to 1092 and encodes 280 amino acids. The transcript has 7 exons. The record is from RefSeq and is a predicted model, not a curated record. Gene Ontology annotation, cellular component: endomembrane system; membrane; SNARE complex.